AACGUCCGUCAGGCGCAAGCCGAGGAGGGCUUCAUCACAACGUGCCAGCAACUCCGUGGCUACGGGCAGGAGAUGUUCACGGCGCGGGAUCAGCUCAGCACCCAGGAGGUCACGAUCGCCGUUUCCCUCACCGGCAUUCGCGUGCUCGCUGAUAAUAGCGACACGCCACAUCUUUACAGAUGGACGGACAUAACAAACGUAAUAAAUCACAAGCGAACCUUCAGCAUAGAAUGCCAAAAGCAAUCGGAGUCAGCAUCAUUCGCGUUGGCCAGCCCCGAGGACGGAAAGUACGUGUGGCGUAUGUGUGUGCAGCAGCACACCUUCUACAUGCGACACCAGCCCGCGCUGGCACCCGCACAUCUUGAAGAACACAGGCCCAACUUCCAGGAUCAUGGUCUGUCAGACAGCCGAGAAGAGCUGGACUCACGUGACCUGGGCAGCAGCGUGCGGCUGGAGCCGCUGACGGCGUCGCACAGAGCGCACUCCACCUCUUGCCUUGAGCUGGCGGACCAGCCGCCGCCGAGGAAUCGUGCCCUUCUGCCCUCGUACCGGCCCGCACCAGACUACGAAACAGCAAUCCAACAGAAGUACCAGCAGCAAAGGACCGAGGCGCAACUACGGUACCAGAACCAUACCCACUCCUCCAUGGUGAAUAGCAAACCACUAGUCUAUGGUUCGCAUCCUGAUAUACACCGGAUCCACUACCCAGACGUUACGAGGCAUACCAUGAACCAAGGAGUAGCGGCAACUGACGACUACGCAUACGGUCUCAAGUUCGUAGGCACUAACUACCCGUUCGCGAUGAACCCGAACGUACAAACGGAACUCAACCCUCAACUACACUACGUCAACGUAUACAAACCUCCUCCUCCGUACCCUUCCAACGGUUUAGCUUCAAACUCCACGCCCGACCUCGCUGUCGCCAGCCAAGCGUUGAACUACCACAGAGGGUACAUCAACUCCCACGUGUCAGGAUCAAGUCCGGACUUGGUGUCGACUAGAACCGCUCUAAACAGACAGUAUUUAGGAUAUAUCAAUCCCGGUCACAACGUCUUAAAUUACGGACGACCCAACAUAAUGCCCGCUACGCACGGCACGUACAACAAUUUGGCGUCAGUGCUGGAUCCAAGUCCGCACAUAAUAUUGGACCCUCAUCACGUGUCCGAUAACUUCCAAAAAGUUUGUGACGAACGAGGGAACAUCAUGUACUCUAUGCCGAUGCACAGAGUGCCGUACCAGCGGCAUCUGGUGCUACCCCAAGUGAGCAAGCUUAGCGAUACGCAGGAGCCGAUAUACGAGAACGUACCUCUGCCCUGGCAAAACGAACCCGGGAAGGUCACAAUGAGAAACCGAGCUCAGAGUCUGACGACCACCGACGAAAUAGCGAGACUGAACGAAAGGAACGGCAGCCACCCGACGAUAAACAAACACGGGAAUUUGAAACCGAACGUCAACCCGCCGAGUUACCGCGCGCCGGUGAAGACCGAGAACCCCGACGGCCAUUACGUGAACGCGCAGAUCAUCAAAGGCGUCCGCGAGUCGAGCGCGCCCCGGGAGCUGACCGUCUCGAACCGGUCGACCGACAAGGACGAGUUCGAAAACGUGGCGCUGUCGAUCGACCGGCUGUCGCUGAAGACCGACGAGAAAGACUACGACGAGACGCCGUACCAGAGCCUGUCCACCCGCAAGGUGUCGAACAACAACACGAUAAAGACGAGCGACAACGUGACCUCGAUCAGCGUCCCGGACGUCCGGCAGGGCGACCGCAACGCGAACGUGUCGCAGGGCAGCGGGGCCGAGAGUGCUUUGUCGAGUUCCGUCGCGAACUCGACCUACAGCACCGGCGAGCCGGAGCCCAAGACCGGCAAGGAGAAGAAGCGGCGGCGGUGGGGCGUGUUCAUGGGGCGGGCGGCGAAGGGCGCGGACGUCAAGAGCGCCACGCUGGGCCGCGACCGCGCCAAGGCGGGCGCCGCGCAGCCCGCCAACAAGCACCGCUGGUCCACCGGCCUGCCCAAGUUCCAGCCGCUGCCGCCCAGCAUCACCAAGGAGACUCUGUGCCAACUGCUCGAGCGGAAGAUGACGGACGAGCAGCUGUCGUUCGCGUUCGAGCAGAUCCCGAAGGGCCGCGAGCGCGGGGGCGAAUUCCGGACGGCGCUCUUGCCGCAGCAUGCGCCCUUAAACGCCUUCAGUUCCGACAACCUGCCCUACGAGGACAACCGGGUGCGACUCGCGCCGACGCCUGCCAAUCCGCACGGGUACAUUAACGCUUCACAUGUGACUAUGACGGUGGGCAGCACCCAGCGCUUCUACGUCGUGAUAAAGGUGGGGUCGGGCAAGGCGCCCAAGCUGUACAGCUCGCCGGCCGGCGUGGAGCAGUGCGCGCUGCUGUGGGAGUGCGCGUGGCAGGUGGGCGCGCGGCUGCUGGCCUUCGUGGGCGGCGACCAGCGCCCGCCGUACCUGCCCCCGGACAACGCCACCGCGGAGUUCGGCAAGUUCCAGGUGACGGCGCUGGGGCUGUCGGUGGCGGCGUGGGGCGGCUCGCUGCGCCUGCGCGUGCGCAGCGGCGGGCGCGCGCGCACGCUGUGGCACGUGCACUUCGCCAGCUGGCCCGAGCGGCAGCCCGCGCCCGCCGACGUCGACCUGUUCCUGGGCUUCGCCACGGAGCUGACGGCGCUGCGGCUGGCCGGCGACGCCGAGGCCGGCGCGGCCUGGGGCCGGGGCGGCGCGGGCGCGCCCGUGGCCUUCUGCUGCGCGGCCGGCGCGGGCCGCAGCGGCACGGCGCUCGCCGCCGACCUGCUGCUGCACAUCCUCGACAACAACCAGGAGCUCGACAUCCCGCGCACUAUCGGCAUGCUGCACCAGCAGCGCGCGAACCUCGUCCAGAACGUGCAACAGUACAAGUUCCUGCACCGAGUCCUGCUACGGUAUCUCCAGCAGUCCAGGCUUAUAUGAUCCGCCUCCUUCGAAACUAUCGAAGGCUACCUUUCUGAACGCCGCCGACGAACAAGGUUCAUAUUUCUCACCGCCGACGUUGUAAUAUCUAAUUCCGCAGGUACGGUCGACUUCGACGCAAUCCAAACGAUAAGUGGCAGUACUACCUGUACGUCUAAUAAAAAUCAAUCUUAUUCCGAUGACUUCAAAAUACACCUUUAUUUAAUCGGGAUAAAACAAGGUAGAUUUUUAUUAAACGUUUGCCAGGCGCUCAAACAAUUAUGACGCCAAAGUGGCGUGCACUGGUGCAAAAAUUAACGUACCUUUAAAAUCCUUUAAUAUUAAGGUACUAUAACCUGCGAAUGACACAAACUAUGAUCUCAUGAUUGACUAUUGUGGCAAUUACAAUAGGCUUCCUAGCCCCAGCCUUAAAAGAGGCCAAUAAUGGAACGUACAUGGCUUGAUAUAGGCUUUCUAGUUAGUGCCGGAUUAAGUAAGCAACUAUUUAGGUCGUCAAGUCUCGUGGGGCACCAAGUCUCCAGAACUGGGCCUUUGCGAUUUCUCUGGCUUCUUCCUCGGAACUCAAUCACAAAACCCACCUCAAAAACAAAAAUAUACAAAAAUGUAAAAUACAGAUACAUUUUUAUUAAAAAGGGCCCACUUCUUAUUGCCUUUUCGGACCACUGCCUAAAGACGGCGAACUGUCAAGUUGUUUUCAAAAUUGCAUACAUUUUAGAACUCGCUCCAUGUAAUUAUGACAGCAGGCAAAUUUUACGUAAGGAACAAAAUCUGGGGCACCACAUAACUUAAAAUUCUCAGGGCACCCAAGGUACUUACUUAAUCCGGCACUGAUUCUAGUGAGUGAGAUAAUGGUAGCCUUCGUUCUUAUAGCAUUAUAACAAUUUUUAUAUAUAUUUUUUUUUUAUGUACAGUAACUCAGCAUUAAUUCUUUUAAUUUUUUAUUACCCAAUGUGCAAUAAAGAAUAUUUCUUGUAAUUUAAUCACAAAACAAUAGAUUAGAUACACAUAAAGUUUAUUUUCUGUAAAGAAAACAAAACUCAAUGAAAAAUAGUAUUGAAAUUAUGAAUUAAAUAAACUAUGGAAAUAUUCACAUCUGAAAGUGACUGAAAUAAAAUCAACUCAGUGCUUUUUUAUUUUAUUUUGUAAAUGAAUGUAUUUUCAAAUGUAUUAUAGUUAAUAUUGGACUUCGAAUGUACAAUAAUUAAAAUGUUAGGAAUUUCGUAUGCAUAUUUUGUUUGUUUAAGAUUGUCGUUGUAUUUUGAUAUUGUAUUGCCCUAAACGAGCUUUUUAACAGAUGUCGAAAGUUUAAGGCCUUCCAAUAAGCUCCUCUGAUUUCAUAAGUACCUAAGCUAAUGUGCUAAUGUGCCGUACAUUAUGUUGUCACGUCUUAUCUCUUCAUUACGGUGACAGAUCGACCACCCAGAAAAGAAAAGCAAAAAACGGGGAACGAUCUUGAUG
Molecule: messenger RNA, 4410 nt
Organism: Hyposmocoma kahamanoa
Lineage: Eukaryota; Metazoa; Arthropoda; Insecta; Lepidoptera; Cosmopterigidae
Gene: Pez
Product: tyrosine-protein phosphatase non-receptor type 21
Exons: 10
Biological process (GO): protein dephosphorylation
Cellular component (GO): cytoskeleton
Molecular function (GO): protein tyrosine phosphatase activity
Source: RefSeq, a predicted model, not a curated record